Messenger RNA from Corythoichthys intestinalis (scribbled pipefish), 11986 nucleotides. Its product is annotated as desmoplakin-B-like. The transcript is spliced from 24 exons. Gene Ontology annotation, cellular component: cytoplasm; intercalated disc; intermediate filament. Lineage: Eukaryota; Metazoa; Chordata; Actinopteri; Syngnathiformes; Syngnathidae. Gene Ontology annotation, molecular function: structural molecule activity. The record is from RefSeq and is a predicted model, not a curated record. Bases 110 to 10582 code for a protein of 3490 amino acids. Gene Ontology annotation, biological process: cell-cell adhesion; skin development; wound healing.
CGAAGCUUAGUUGGCGGAGGUCCUGACUGCUUCAAAGGCAGCAGGUACAGCAGACAGGUGUAAGAACGACCGGUCUGUCUUCUUUAGCGACCUCGACAAGCUCGCCGCCAUGAGUCAGUACAGUUCCCAGAACGUACUGAACAUGAGUUUGAGCCGCAGAGGAGACCCGACCACCGGGGGGUCCUUUCGCUACACCCGUAGCGAAUUCGUGCAAGGAGGUGGCAACGGAUACGACCAUUACAUGGACGGAUACAAUACUUUGCCCAAGUCUUCUGUAGGAGGAAUGGCGGUAGACACUAUCGGAAGAAUGUCAUCUACAACUGGAGGUGGAAUUAGUGGCCUCAAUGACAUCCAUCAGAGAGCCAUGUCACUCCAAGCGCAGUGCCAAGAGGACCUGAGGAGAGCUGAAUUUGCUCUACAGUCGGGAGGUAACAUGGCUGAUGCUGAGCAGUAUCUGUUAAGGGCAAAAGACACUAUUGAUCAACUGAAGACCUAUGCAAUGGACCUGAAGCAGAUGGGACAGCCGAGUGACAACGUUUUCAGAACUUGGGAGAUUUGUAACGAUCAGCUGAAGGGGUUCCACUUGGCUAUGACUGGCUCUUUGCAGAGGAGAAAGAGUGCUAGAGGAAGCACGAGCUCUUGGGAAGAGCAGGGGAGGAGCUUCCACGAUGCUGUGGCCUGGAUUGCACAGCAAAAGCGUCUGAUUGAAACGACAUUUUGGGGUGAAGAUCCUGCUAGCAUAGAAAAGAAUCUUAUUAGCCAUCAGAGGUUUCACAACUCUAUUCAGAACAGUGCAGAAGUGGACCGAGCCAGGAGUGAACUGGUGAAGAAAGGAGACAAAGGAAAUCUUCAUGCUUUGGAUCAGGAGUGGGACAGUCUACAGCAAAUGUCGUUUGCUCGGACACAGCAGCUGGAAGACUUGCAGCAGAUCAUUCAAGAACUGUCCAAAGAGAUCAUGUGGGUCAAUGACAAGGAAGAAGAGGAAUUAAUCUUUGAUUGGGGUGAUAAGAACCUUGACCAGUACAUACCCCGGAAGCAAGAAAGCUAUUCAAAACUAAUGAGUGCCCUUGAGGAGAAAGAAAAGCAACUGAAUAAACUAAAGGUCCGAGUGGACAGCCUGUUGAAGAACAAUCACCCAGCUUCAGACAAGAUCGAGGCAUACAGGGACACACUACAGACUCAGUGGAGUUGGCUCCUUCAAAUUACCAAAUGCAUUGAUGUGCAUCUCAAGGAGAAUGCCGCAUACAACCAGUUCUUUAAGGAGGCUCAUGAGACCUGCAGAUCCCUACAGGGGCAACAAGAAGCCAUCCUUCAAAGGUUUUCCUGCGACAAGAACACCUCACUGGAAAACCUGCUGGAGCUGCUCAAGGGAUUGGAGAGGGAGAGAGAGACUAUAAAUGAUCACAAGAGGCAAGUACAGCAUCUUGUAAACAAGUCCAAAAGCAUCGUCAGACUGAAAGCCAGAAACCCAGAAGAGAGGAGCAGCCGACCUGUUAUUGUAAAAGCCCUGUGUGACUUCAAACGUGACCAGAGGGUGAUCUGUAAGGGUGAUGAGGCGAUCUUGAAAGACAACAGUCAGCGUAGCAAGUGGGAGGUUACAGGGCCAGGUGGACUAGAUAUGGUGGUACCAUCAGUGUGCUUGAUCCUCCCUCCUCCCAAUCCACUCAGCAUCAAUCUGGCUACCAAAAAUGAGCAAUACUAUGAGUCUAUUUUGUCUAUCUGGAAUCAGCUGUACAUCAAUGUUAAGAGUCUCAUUGCCUGGCAGUACUGCCUUAUUGAUAUUCAACACAUCAACUCCCUCACCAUCUCCAUGCUGGCUCAGAUGAGUCCCGAGGAGUACUCCCAGCUUAUCAAGCGCCUUGAGACACAUUACGAAGAGUUCAAACUGAGUUGCCAAGGCUCACAGAUGUUUGUUGAAAAUGAUAAGAGGAGCAUUGAGAACCUGUUCAACGGGGCUCAGGCCCACUAUGGAACUCUGGUGGUGCAGUUACCUGCUUACCAAGCCCAGCAAGCACAGCAACAGCUAAUUAUAAUGACUACAGCUGCCAAUGAUGAUGCCAGAAAGCUAGAGGAAGAAAAUCAGAGAACGGAAUUGAAAAAAGUGAAAAAAGAAGUGGUGAAAGUAAUAAGGACGGAGCCGACAAAGAAGAAGGUCACCCCAUCUUCUCAUAGCUUAACAGAGCUGCAUGCACUCAGAUUGAAGCUUGAGGCAGUUGAGGGCUUACUGAAUCAGCAUGUUCAUUUCUGCUUGGGAGAUGAUGGGACAAAAGACUGUGGCCUGAAAAUCACACAGUUAGAGGGUGUGCAGCUUGAGGUCAACACGAUAAAAGAAGAGUACGUAAUACUGAGGGAGAAUAUUAUGAAGGAGCUGGAGAGGAUGAAGGAUUCGGACAAAGCUCAGUUCCUACGCAAUGAGCUUGGAGUCAUCAAUGAACGUUUCAACAGUCUAGAGAGUAACUCAUCAACGAAUCUCCAUCGGCUCCAGGCUCUAAAGGACUUGAUGGAAAGUAUGGCACGUGCUGAAGACAUCAUUAAAGUUCAUGAGGCGAGAUUGACAGAGAAGGAGACCACUUCUCUGUUGCCAGGAGAUGUAAAUGACUACUUGACGGCUCUUAAGAAUAUUCAGGAUGAGUUGGAUCAGAAAAACGAUGUUCUGGCCUCCCUGGAGGCUGAACUUGCCAAGGCAAACCAUUGGAAUGGCGAGGUGGGUGGGCCCUUCCACAGGUGUGACAUGAUACUUUCAAAAUACAGUGAGCAAGUGGGUCUACUGUUGGACCGCUGGAGACGAAUAAAGGCACAGAUCAACUGCAGACUUCAGGAUUUGCAGCGGUAUCUGCCUCAGCUGGAACAGUACAAGCAGUCCAGCUCAUCUUUCACUGACUGGAUGGAUGACACAAGGAAAAAGCAAGACUACCUGCAGGCCACUAAUAUACAAACUGUUCAAUCUCUGACGGACCAAAUUAACAAUCAGAAGGCUAUAAAUGCGGAAAUCAAAGCAAAAAGGGAAACAUUAGAAAGUGUCCUGAAAGACAAUGAGGCCUGUGUGUCCUCCAUCAAGGAUUUUGAAUCGGACCUAGCCUGUUACACCUCUGGUUUAGAGACUUUGCUCAACAUCCCUAUCAAGAGAACAAUGUUAAGAUCGCCAUCUGUGGAUCUCAUUCAGGAGGCUACCCAAUUGCAGACCCGAUACAUGGAGUUGCUUACUUGGUCUGAUGACCAUUUAAAAUUCCUAGGAGAACUUCUGAAAAACAUGGAGGAUCUUAAGAUUCGUAGCACUCGGAUUGACCUGCUAGAAGAAGAACUUCGCUUGUUGAGGGAGACUAUCGAAGACCGCAAUAGCAAGAAUAAAUCUCUCGAAGAAGCUAUUCUCCGCUAUCAACUCGAGCUGUCCCAGUCACAGGAAAAGCUGCUGUCAAUGGAGGAGAUUAAACAGACCACUGACCUGCAGUGCAAUGCUGCAAAAGACAGCCUAGACAGCACUCACAACCAACUGGCGGACCUAACUGAUCAGGUGACACAUCUCAACUACUUGCUGGAGGAAGAAAAGAGGAAGAGGAAACUGGCAGAAGAGCGCUUCACCCAACAGCAAGAGGAGUAUCAGUCUGUCCUUAAGAAAAGGCAUACAGAGCUAGAAAGUGUCAGCCGGUCCAAAGUGGAAGUGGAAAAGACUAUGGCAAAUCAAGAACAUGGGAUUAAACAGCUACAGCGGAAGCUAGAAGAGGAAACCUCAAAGGUGACAGAACUUCGCAAUGAGAUUUCAAAGGUAAGAAACCAAUUCAAUGCAAAGAUCACUAGCAUAAAGCUCAACUAUGAAUCCCAGAUCCAUGUCAGUCAGACUACAAUUCAACGGCUUACAGCUGAAAGGGAGAAUGAUACAUCUGAACUUCAAUUGCAAUAUACCAGGAUGCAAGCAGAUGGGAGGGUUAUGGAGGAAGAAAUCAGGAGGCUUAAGAUGUCUAUCAAACAGAUGGAAGAACUAAAAAAGAGGGCAGAGGAUGAAGCUCAUCGUCAACUCUUAUUAAACUCAGAAGAAGGGCACAAGAAAAGUGAAUUGAAAAAUGAAAUUGAGGUUUUGAUCAAACAAAGAGAAGAAGAAAACAACAAGUACACUGAGGAAAUGGCUGAAGUUAAACAGGAGCUACAGAUGAAGACUGAGCAAUUGGCCUAUGUCACCCACAGUCUGGAGGAAGCAGUCCGAAGGAGGAAAACUACUGAAGAGGGAAAAGGUGUGCUUGAAAAGACCUUGACCGAACUUCAAACAAAAUUAAACACUUCGGCAAUGGCUGUGAUCCAAUUAACAGAGUGUGAGGCAGAGCUUCAGAAGCUGCGUUUGGAGCUGGAGAGGGAGAAUAGGGAUCGCAGUAGAGUAGAAGAAAACCUGAAUCGGUUACAGGGCCGGAUAAAGGACAUUCAGUUUGUUAGAGAUGGCCUGGAGAUCCAGUUGGCUAACCUAAGAGAAGCUAACCAAGAAGAAGUAUCAAAAAGAAGGCAGAUGGAGAUAGAGUUAGAAAAGACUACUAUGGCUAUGAGAGAAUACUACUGCACCAUUACCACUUUACGUCAGAACCAAGAGAAAGCCAACGAAUCAGAAAUAAUAUGUGAAAAACAGUGUUUUGUGCUGCAAGAACAACUGGAAAGAAGUUUGAAGCAAAACAAAACGUUUGAGGAACACUUAGCACAACUGACCACAGAGCUAAAGGCAAUGCACCUUCAAGUGUUACAAGAACAAGCAAAUGUUAUAGAGGUGACACAAAAAAAUGAGGGACUGUAUAAAACUAUAAAGGAGAAGAGUCAAACUCUAAAUGAAAACUAUGCUGAGCUUCAAACUCUAAAAGAGAAGACUGAAACCUUAAUGACAGAAAAAAUGAGGCUGGAGCAGGAGCUUAGGGCAACACAGUGUGACAAAGCAAAACUUUUGAGAUCCAAACAAGAACAUGAUGAUGAGCUCUCCUGCCAAAUAACUGCCCUGGAGCUGCAGCUGCAGGCCAGUGAGCGCAGCAAUCUUGACUACCGCAACCUUGUCCCAGAGAUCUCCUUGGAGAGGGACAACCUUAAACUGGAGACCGAAAAAAUCCAAAUUCAGGCUGCUGAGACAUCAACCACAAUUCUAUCACUUCAAUCGCAGUACAGUGACAUUGUAAAAGAGAGAGAUGCUCUUCAGCUGAAACUCCAGUUGUCUGGGAACGACAAGGAUCAUCUUGAAAGACUAGAAGAGGAACUCAGACGCAUCAAACUGUCUCUUGAGUCAGAACUACAAAAUAGGCAACGUGUACAGGAGGAGAAUGAGCGGGUGAAAAGAGAUUUAAGUUACUGGAAGGAACAAUAUGAAAGUAAACAGGAACUUGUUAACAAAUAUGAUGCCAACAAGGAGCAUCUGGAAAGUGAAAAUACGAGUUUGAAAAGUGAGAUAGAGAGACUUCUAAGGAAAUUAAGUGAUCUUGAGAGUACAUAUCAGGGAAAGCUUUCAGGUCUUCAGAAAGAACUCACAGAAUUGAUCAUUGUGAAACAAACUAUGCAGGAUGAGUUAAAGAAAACUAGAGAACCCUCAACCUUGAAUGCAUCCACCAUAAUUUUUGAUGGGGUCCGCAAAACGGUCACAGCAGCCCAAUUGUUAGACUGUGGUAUUUUGGAUGAACCAACUUACAACCAGCUCAUCAAAGGUCAAAAGACUGUUCCUGAUGUUUCUAACAAUAUUAAAGUUAGUCUUAAAGGAACAGGUCCAAUAGCAGGGGUGAUAGUUGAGAAACUACAAGACGACAGAUUUAUUUCAGGAAUUCCUUGUAAAAUAAGCCUUACUGAAGCAAAGAAAGAGUGCCUUCUACCACCAGAAGUUGUUGACCUGCUACUUGAUGCUCAAGCAGCCACAGGUCACAUCAUUGAUCCCAGAACUAAUCAAAACUUAACGGUUGAGGAGGCAGUUGCUGAUGGAGUGGUAGACUCAAGAGAUCAAGACAGACUUUUAGCAGCACAAGCUGCUGCUGUGGGCUACAAGCAUCCCAGUAAAGCCACACCCCUCUCAGUGUGUGAGGCUUUGAAAAAUGGGAUGAUUGACAUGAAAACUGGACUACGCUUGCUGCAGGCCCAGGAGUGUGUUGGAGGCAUAUUGGAUCCAAAUCUCAGUGUCUUCCUUCCCAAAGUCAUGGCUAUUAAUCGUAAUAUUUUGGAUGAAAAUCUCUUUCAUUCUUUGACCCUGAAUCCAAAGUGUUAUAUAGACCCUGAAACUGACCAGGAUGUCAGUUAUGGACUGUUGAAACAAAGAUGUAAGACCGAGGCUCACACCGGUCUACUUCUGUUGCCAGUCACUGAGCGGAAAGACGCAUCCAAACUAAUUUUUGAUGGUGUCCGUAAGCCAGUCACAGCACAACAGUUGCAUGACUGUGGGGUCUUGGACAAAUUUUCAUUAAACCAACUAACAAAGGGACAAAAAACUGUCCCGCAACUGUCAGAUGACUUGAAAGUAUUUUUAAAGGGGAUAGGACCAAUUGCUGGCGUCACAGUUGGAUCUUUAGGGACUAUAUCUAUAUCAGAAGCCAAAAGGCAGUUGCUGAUGAGUCCACUUAGUGCAGAUUUACUACUUGAUGCCCAGGCAGCAACUGGUCACAUUAUUGACCCCAGUACGAAUCAGAGGUUCACAGUAGAGGAGGCAUGUGCCAGAGGAUUGGUGGACACAAAAGAUAGAGAUCGGCUCAUAGUAGCAGAAUCUGCUGCUGUUGGUUAUCGGGAUCCUAACUCUGCGAUACCUCUUUCAAUCUUUGAAGCCAUGAAUAAAGGCUUAGUUGACAGGAAAACUGGGCUGCGUCUGUUGCAGGCUCAGGCUUCUGCUGGGGGUAUUUUAGAUCCAAUUCAGAGUGUGUUCUUGCCCACAGACACAGCAAUGAAUCGCAACCUUUUGGAUGAAGAUCUCUGUAAUGUGUUAAAUCGAAAUACAGAGUGUUACCUUGAUCCUGAUACCGAAUGGGAUGUCAGCUAUGAGGCUUUAAAGAAAAAGUGCAAAACAGAUUUUAAAACUGGGCUGUUAAUUCUUCCAAUAAAUGAGAGAAAAGAUCCUUCUAAACUGAUGUUUGAGGGUGUCCGCAAGUCAGUUUCAGCAAAACAUUUGUUUGAGUGUGGGGUGCUGGAUAAGCGUACAUUUGACCAGUUAGUGAAAGGAGAGAAGACGGUCUCUGAAGUGUCUGCUGAAAAGGUUGUCAAUCUGAAAGGAACUGGGCCAAUUGCUGGGGUUCAAGCUGGCCAUCAGGGAAAUAUUUCUUUGUCAGAAGCCAAAAAACAACGGCUGUUGACCCCAGUGACUGCAGAUUUGCUACUUGAAGCCCAGGCUGCCACUGGAUAUAUAAUCGACCCUAUUACCCAUCAGAAGCUGACAGUAAAUGAGGCCUGCGCUAAAGGAGUAGUUGAUAUAAAGGACAGAGAUAACUUAUUGGCUGCAGAGGCUGCUGCUAUCGGGUACAAAGAUCCAAGUACGGACAAGCUUUUGUCUGUUUAUGAGGCAAUGAAAAGGGGACUUGUAGAUUGGAAAACUUGUUUACGUUUUCUACAGGCCCAAGACUGUGUUGGAGGUAUAAUUGACCCAAAUUUCGGUGUAUUCCUCCCAAAAGACAUAGCAAUCAAGCGCAAUUUAUUAGAUGAAGACCUUCACAAUUCUCUAAGUCUGAAUCCUACAUACUAUCUUAAUCCAGAACCUGAGCUUGAUAUAAGUUAUGGGGCUUUAAAGCAAAAAUGCAAGACAGAGUUCCACACUGGUCUGCAAAUUUUGCCGAUUUCUGAAAAAAUGGAUCCCUCAAAUGUGAUUUUUGAAGGUGUCCGCAGGAGCGUAACCGCGCAACAGUUAUUUGAUAGUGGCAUCUUGGAUGAACCAACAUUAAAUCAGCUACUCAAGGGUGAGAAAACUGUGGGAGAGCUGUCUGUCGAAAAGCAGGUUUACCUCAAAGGGACCGGUGUAAUCGCUGGGGUUGCAGCCGGCUCAUUGAAAAAAAUGUCCUUUACUGAGGCUAAGAAACAAAGUAUUAUGUCCCCUGAAAGUGCUGACUUGCUACUUGAAGCUCAGGCAGCCACAGGGCACAUCAUUGACCCGCUGACAAAUCAGAAAUUGACCGUUAAGGAAGCAUGUGCUAGAGGAGUAGUCAGUAGGGAAGAUGAAUCAAAGCUGUUUGCAGCUGAAGCUGCUGCCAUUGGGUACAGAGACCUGGAUACCUCGAUGAUCUUGUCUGUUGGCCAGGCCAUGAAAAGGGGACUGAUUGACAAGGAAACAGCUCUUCGCUUACUUCAGGCUCAAGAAUCCGCUGGAGGUAUUUUGCACCCCGUCCUUAGUGUAUACCUACCUAGAGAUGUCGCUAUUGAUCGGAAUCUGAUUGAUAAAGAACUAUAUGAGGCCCUAAGUCAGUAUCCUCAAUGCUAUCUGGAUCCAGACACCCAACUGCCAGUUAGCUAUCUGUCACUGAAGCAAAGAUGCAGAGAAGACAUAAGUACAGGUCUUUUACUUCUCCCAGAACCUAAAAAACCAACAACUGUCCAAGGACUCAGGAGUCAGGUGUCUGUCACAGAUCUCUUAAAUGCAAAAUUACUUGAGCCAUCUGACAUUGAUCAGUUGAAAGAAGGUAGAUUGACAAGUCAGGACAUUGAGCACCGCCUGCGCUCCUAUUUGGGUAGGUCCACGUGUAUAGCGGGACUUUUUGAUGAAACAAGUGAUAAGGUGAUGACAUUUUAUGAAGCAAUGAAAAAUGGACUUUUGCGACCUGAGACCGCUCUGGAACUUCUUGAAGCACAGGCUGCUUCAGGUUUUAUAGUUGACCCUGUGAAAAAUGUUCACCUCACUGUGAGUGAUGCUUACAACAAAGGACUAUUUGGAUCAGAGUAUCUGGAUACCCUGCUAUCAGCAGAAAGAGCUGUGACAGGUUAUAAACUGCCAGGCACAGGAAAGGUUAUUUCUCUUUUCCAGGCAAUAAAGAGGGGUCUAGUUGCGAAAGAACAGGGCAUCCGUCUGCUUCAGGCUCAGAUUGCCAGCGGCGGUAUUAUUGAUCCUGAACACAGCCAUCGGAUUGAUGUAAAUGUGGCCUAUAGCAAAGGACACUUAGAUGAGGAAAUGAAUAAGAUUGUGAUGGAUCAAGAUGUUGCUAGUAAAGUUUUCUCUGACCCUAAAACAGAGGAAAAGUUAAACUAUUCAGAUCUUAAAAAACGUUGCAUUACUAAUGGCAAGACUGGCCUACUCCUUUUGCCGAUUGUGGACAAAGAAAAGCAAGAAGCAACGAUGAAAAACACUCUGAGGAAGAGGAGAGUAAUUAUUGUGGACCCGCAGACUAAUAAAGAGAUGACUAUACGUGAAGCAUAUGAUAAAGGAUACAUUGACCAUACCACCUACCUGGAACUGGCCGAGCAGGAGUGUGAGUGGGAAGAGAUCACAACCACGGCUCCAGACGGUUCCAAACGAUUUGUUAUCAUUGACAAGAAGACGGGUAGAGAGUAUGACAUCAGUGAACUACUUGAAAAAAGAGUCAUUGAUCAAUCACUUCUUGAUCAAUAUCGCGCACGCAAGAUCACCUUAACACAGUUCGCAGAUGUCAUCACUGAAAAGACUGAGCAUCGAUGGCCAACAUCAACUUCCACAUCACAUGCUUCACUUACAGCUUCAACGUCAUCAUCAUCAACAGUUAUAUCAAGAUCUACUUCUCUUACUAAGGUGUCUACAACAAUGCCUCCCACCAUUAAAGAGCAGAGCUUUACAAGCAGCACUGGUUCUCAAGACUCAUCUGAGACCUUCAAUAAAACAUCUAGUGUUUCGAUCACCCUGACCCCUGUUGAAAGUGUUAGUGAAAAGUAUCCUGUGGGUGCCAUAUUUGAUACAGAGACUUUAGAAAAAAUAUCAGUUAUGGCAGCUCUAAAUUGUGGUCUUCUUGAUGCCAUUACUGCUCAGAGGCUACUGGAGGCCCAGGCUUGCACUGGAGGAAUCAUAAAUCCAGAAAAUGGACGCCGGCUAAGCAUUCAGGAGGCUUCCCGCAAAGGUAUCAUUAAUGACGAUAUGGCUGCCAAACUAAAGCCUGCCCAGAAAGCAUUUAUUGGCUAUGAAGAUUUAAAAAUGGGCAAGAAAAUGUCUGCUGCUGAAGCUGUCAAGGAGAUGUGGCUUCCUUAUGAGGCAGGCCAGCGGUUUAUGGAGUUUCAGUUUGUAACGGGAGGACUGUAUGACCCAGAGCUGGGCUGUAGACGAACUACAGCUGAUGCUUUGAAAAUGGGUUGGAUUGAUAAUAGCACUGCUAUGAAACUCCAAGACUUCAGACAGCACCCAAGGAUUUUAACAUGCCCCAAGAGUAAAUUGAAGAUCUCUUAUAAGGAGGCUCUUGACAAUUGUAUGGUGGAGGAGAGCACUGGGCUGAGAAUGUUACCGGCAUCAUCCGUGUCCUCCAGAGGAAUAAGCAGUCCUUACAAUUUUGGGUCAGCCCCAGGAUCCAUCACGGGCUCUAGAAGUGGCUCUCGACGAAGUUCCCGAAGGAGUAGUUUGGAUUUGGGCUCCGCAUCCUCCUUGUCCACCAGUCAUCACAGUCAUUCAAGCCUUGCCAGCUUCUCCACCAGAUCCGAAACCAACCAAAAAUAGAAUCCAUACAAAUUAACCUUUAUCAUUAACAAAUCUGAAGGGAUUGUUAUUUUGAAAACACGAGGGAAUAGAUGUGUAUGAGGACGUAACGGCAUGUAUGUCUUGAAACAGGUUGUCACUGUCCUCUGACUAAGGUUUUGAUAUAUGAUUUAAUGAGAUUUGUAAAUACAGUCUAACUAUCACUAGUGGGAUAAGAGGAAAUGUUGGGAUUUGGUAGCCGCAAGCAGCAUAUAAAGUUUAAACCCCAUUGUUGCCAUACGACUCUGGCACUCAUGCUGGCACACAUCUAAUAGUCUUAAUGUGCCAAGACACAUCCACUUUAUGAAAAGCCGCUAAGCCUUUGCUGUGAAUACAGUGUGAAUGAGGCUUCUUUGCACUGGGAGCAUAACAAUUCUGUAUUCGCAUUUUUUUUUGCAUUUAUUAGGCAACCCUGUUUUUUUUGUUUUGUUUUGUUUUUAUGGGGAGGCAUGUAACAUGGUACUUUGAAGUUUAUUUGGUUGAACUGCUCAACAUUUUGAAUAAUAAAACAUCACACAGUCACAAUGUCUUACAAGUCUGAGGCAUGAACUCACCACUGUUCAUUAAUGAAAAACAGUAAAAACAAUGCUUAAACACUCAGUUACUUUUCACAUGGAAUGAAUAAUGGUCAUGAAUGCUCCUCAUACAUCUUAUUUUUUUAAUACCAUCACAUAAAUAUAAAAUGAAAUUAACUGCGAAUGGAACCCAAAACUGCCAUGCAUUUUAUCUACUGUGCGUUGUGAUUAUAUGUAAAAUGUACAAAGCUGGUGAUGACUUGUAGGCUGGCUAACUAUCGUAAGAUGCCAACUUAUCACUGAACAUAUUUGAAUCACUGCUUCAUCUCAAACUGCACAAACAAGCAGCACUUAAACUCAGUCAUCAAAAUGACAGAUUUUUUCCCCCAGACAUCGUGAAAUUGAAACACACAAAAGAACUUACCCACAAUCAGUGUCCUUUCUGGGUACAAUGUGAUUCUCCUUUAAUCAAUUACACUGUACACUGGUAAUCUUCUAUUUUCCACUUGUCCAUGAAAAUUGCUGCAAAAGGCCAGAGGAAAAGCAAAAUACUUUCAGAGGUAAUUCUUCCAUGAUGGCUAAAAUGUUUUUGGAUGAUGUGCGGUUUGUCUUCUACAUUGGAGAUAACUAAAUGCAGAUAGCAACAACUUAAAACUGGACAAUACACAGAGCAGGCAUGCUCACAGUACCUUUGAGAUGUAUUUUCACUCACAUUUUGCAUUUAUCUUGUUAAACUUUGUGGGAUUUGGGAUUUCAAGGAGUCACUGUUUAGUACAAUUACCAAUUUGUACUGGAUAUGUAUGUACUUUAUUUUUAACAGUUUACAAUUUUUAAGUCUGUAAUAGUUAAUAAUAAAAAUAUUAACUUUUCA